Messenger RNA from Elaeis guineensis (African oil palm), 2040 nucleotides. Its product is annotated as cytochrome P450 CYP94D108. Gene Ontology annotation, molecular function: monooxygenase activity; iron ion binding; oxidoreductase activity, acting on paired donors, with incorporation or reduction of molecular oxygen. NCBI's taxonomy places the organism in Eukaryota, Viridiplantae, Streptophyta, Magnoliopsida, Arecales, Arecaceae. The record is from RefSeq and is a predicted model, not a curated record.
AGAAACUCCACAGGCUAACAACAAUCUAUGGUGACAAGAACCAAGUUCGCCGUUGACGGGGUCAAGCUAGUAGAGCUCUCCUCUGUCUGAGCUACAAAUAACUCCGAGCGAGAGAGAGAGGGAAGAGUUCAAAGAAAUAGACGAAGAAAAGAUGGAGCUCUCCUCUCUUCUCCUGCCCUCCAUCCUCCUCUUCUCCUUCCUCUGCUCUGCCCUUAUUCUCUUCUUCAAACAAGACCCACCCCAAAAGCCCACCAAAUCCACGAUCCUCAAAGGCUACCCCAUCAUCGGAAAUCUGCCCCUUUUCAUCAAGAACUAUCAGCGAAUCGUCUACUGGGUGGCGGAGCUCACCUCCACCUCCCCCACCGGCACCGUCACCGUCGAUCCCUUCGUCUUCACCGCCAACCCCUCCAACGUCGAACACCUGACCCGCACUAACUUCCACAACUAUCCCAAGGGCGACAGCAUCUCGGCCACCUUCCACGACUUCCUCGGCCGCGGCAUCCUGAACGUCAACGGCGAAGACUGGCUCAUCCAGCGCAAGGCCGCCAGCUUCGAUUUCAACACCAAGUCCCUCCGCGCCUUCGUCCACGACAAAGUCCGCCGCCAGACCUCCGACACACUGAUCCCUUUGCUCCGCAGAGCCAGCCGAAGCGGCGAGGUUCUGGACCUCCAGGACGUGCUCGAGCGCUUCGCGUUCGGUAACAUCUGUAAGCUGGUGCUGGACAGGGACCCCAAAUGCCUCUCUAGAGGGAGCGAGGAGGGGGAGCAAUUCUACCACGCGUUCCUCGAGACCUCGGUGCUCAGCGUCCAGAGGACGCUGACGCCGUUCUCGCUGAUGUGGAAGCUCGGCAAGUGGCUCAACUUCGGACGCGAGAGGCGUCUGAGGAAAUCGAGGGAAAUCGUCCUCCAAUUCGUCGAAAAAUGCGUCAAGUCAAGGAGAGAGCAGAGUGGAGGCGGCGGGGGAAGCGACUUCCUGUCUCGGUUAGUGGCGGACCGAUCCCACUCGGACGCGUUUAUCCGGGAUAUCAUGAUAAGCUUCGUGAUCGCCGGAGGGGACACCACGCCUUCGGCGCUCACUUGGUUCUUCUGGGUCCUUUCUUCGAAUACCCAAGUGGCGGAGAAGAUAAGAGAGGAGAUCAAAUUAGUCCGAUCGCGGCACGGGGAUUACGAGAGCGAGGUGCUGACGCUAGACGGGCUGAGGGAGAUGAGAUAUCUCCACGCGGCGGUGUCGGAGUCGAUGAGGCUCCACCCGCCGGCGCCGCUGCUGUCGAGGGAGUGCCAGGAGGAGGACGAGCUACCGGACGGGACGCGGGUGGGGAAGGGGUGGACGGUGAUGUACAGCCCGUACGCGAUGGGGAGGGCGGAGGGGAUAUGGGGGAAGGACUGCGGGGAGUUCCGGCCGGAGCGGUGGAUGGAGGAUGGGGUGUUCCAGCCGGCGAGCCCGUUCCGGUAUUCGGUGUUCCAUGCGGGGCCGAGGAUGUGUCUGGGGAAGGAUAUGGCGUACAUUCAGAUAAAGGCGGUGGCGGCGAGUAUUUUGGAGGCGUUUGAUGUGGAGGUGGUGGAGGAGAGGGGGAAGCUCCAGCUUUCGACAACGAUGAGGAUGGCGGGCGGUCUGCCUGUGAGGGUCAGGGAAAGGAAAUAGCGAGGGACCGAAAGGUGUUCGAUCUUUUGUCGGCAGACGCCCUGCUGUCUGCCACAACUUGCUGAAUAGACUCCGGUAAUGGGAAUAUCUAUUCUACUAUUAAAUUAUAGUUCCGAGUGCUGCUGUAUGUGAAGCUCCAGUUUGUUCCACCCUAUACUUCUAAUAUUCUAUGAUACCUUCGGUAUCAUGUUAUUCUCUGUGCUAGACCAUAAGCACUUGCAAAGCUAGUGGUUUGUUCUAAUUAUUGAUAUGCAUGCUUCUUGUCAUAGUUUAAUUGGAAACAUGUCAUUAAUUAUGAACUGUAGACAUAUAUAGUCUUCUACCUCUUGGUUAGAAGGUAUAUAACCUUGGGUUUGCCGUACAUUUUCAAAUGCAGAUAUAAAAAGAUUAAUGUACUA